Molecule: messenger RNA, 2111 nt
Organism: Nelumbo nucifera (sacred lotus)
Lineage: Eukaryota; Viridiplantae; Streptophyta; Magnoliopsida; Proteales; Nelumbonaceae
Product: inositol diphosphatase DSP1
Biological process (GO): protein dephosphorylation
Cellular component (GO): cytoplasm
Molecular function (GO): phosphatase activity
Source: RefSeq, a predicted model, not a curated record
UUUUCUGCCCAGUGCCCAUGUCUAUCUCUCUCUUUUUCCUGCGACCCGCGUCUCCGUCAAAAGGCUUUGCCACCCACCGUGCAUGUUAACCAUGAGCGCCGGCUGAUUAUGACUGCAAAUUCUAACCAGUUCUCUAUGCGUUCGGCUUCGGCUUCUGUCAGGGCCCGUUCGAGCAGCCGCUUGCAACCUUGCAUUAGGAAUAUCUCUGAUGAAAUAAAUCACGAGUACGGAGAUAUUCCCAACGUAAGGCUUUAAAGAUUGUUGGCACGGGCUUUGCCCUGACCAGACCUGACCGAAGCCGGGACUCGUUCUCUAUACCUUUUAUUUAAAGUUUUUAAGCUAAGACAAAGAGCAAAGAAGAUCCCUUGAGAUUCUAAGGUAUCGUUAGAGCUCUGCAUCAUCCCUCUUUCUCUAUCUUAUUGACGCCAAAGUUAUUAAAGAGAAGAAGAUAAGAAAAGACAUGGGCGGGGCGAUUGAGGAGGAUGAACGGGAAUUGACGCCGGAGAUUAAGAUGCGAUUUCCAAUCAGCGAAGGAGACGUUGACAGAGAAGGGGAAGAGAUUUUCGUCCCUCCUCUCAACUUUGCCAUGGUCGACAGUGGCGUCUUCCGUUCUGGAUUCCCAGAUACAGCGAACUUUUCCUUCUUACAGACCCUCGGUCUUCGUUCAAUCAUAUAUCUUUGCCCGGAACCUUAUCCGGAACCUAACACCGAGUUUCUUAAGUCGAACGGGAUUCGUCUUUUCCAGUUUGGGAUUGAAGGGUGUAAGGAACCUUGGGUUAACAUUCCAGAGGAUAUGAUUCGUGAAGCACUAAAAGUCGUCCUUGAUUCAAGGAACCGCCCGCUUUUAAUUCAUUGCAAAAGAGGGAAGCACCGGACUGGUUGCCUCGUGGGAUGCUUAAGGAAAUUGCAGAGGUGGUGUUUAUCUUCAAUCUUUAAUGAGUACCAACGUUUUGCUGCGGCAAAAGCUAGAGUUUCAGAUCAGAGGUUCAUGGAGUUAUUUGAUGUUUCCAGCUCGAAAAACCUGCCAACUUCGUUUUCAUGCUCAAAGAGGUGACAAACUCGUUAUCAAAGGGAAUUUGACGAGCUCCAUGACGUUGAUCUACUUUGGCCAAAAUAAGCAGCGGAGUAAGUUUUUAACUCGGCCGGUAACAAGGGAUAUGCACCGUGUGGCGGUGGCCACCGCCAACCGGCAAGCCAUUCUUUCCUUUUUCCAAGCUUAGAUUAGAUAUCGCAUUUGCUGUUACAACUUGCAUGGACAUAAAGACCACUGUUAGAAUAUCAGUCAUCGUUGGUUUAUCAGCGGUCAAGUUAAUCAUGUUUAAUCCACAUGAUUACCUAUUUAUUCGUGAUUUUAACAUGUUGAGAGAUGGGAUUUCUGAAAAGGCUCAUAAUUAUGUAAAUUGAAUCCGAUAAGCUCAAGGCAAGCAUGCAGAUCAGACCUUUAAUCAUGUUCACCGGCUUGCGUUGUUUCAAAUCCGCUAGCCAUUUACCGAAUGUACAAGUGACAAGCGCUUAGAUGUAUCAAGGUAUGGUCCCUAUAAGCUAGAUAGAAUAUUGGGGAAAUAGAAACAAUUCGUGGGGACCAGGCAUACCAGGAUAAGAUCAAGAAAAUGUACCAAGAUUGUAGAACAUAUUAGCGUGAGAAAUCCUUACUGUCAAAGAGAGGAUUGAUGGCUAUUACAGUUUCUCAGAAAAUUAACAGAUUUCGAGACAUGAUAUUUUUUUCCUUGUUGAUAUUGGUGAAAUAGUUCCUCAUAUCAUGAACCAACAAGGAGUGUAACAACAGUGCCAACUUUGGGAGAGACGGCGAAUACGAGACUGGUUUAGCAGAACCAAAAGUAAUAGAGAAGGGAAGGACACCUUCAUUCUACAGAGAAUAUCUCGAAUCCUGCCGAUGAUUAAAAUAAACUCAAGGAUGAGAAUGGAAGAGCGCAUCAGUCAUAUGAGGGUAAUCUCUUCACAUUGGAUGUGCAUUUCCAAAUCUGUUCAAAGUGAAGAUUGAAUAAAAGACACAUCAUCUGCACUCAUCCACAACGUCGCAUACCAGACAUCAGAUGAAAAACCCUAAAAUAAGUGAAGGGAAAAAUGGCAGAAUUAAUAAGGAAGGAAAA